Rotaria sp. Silwood2 is the source of this 1464-nucleotide messenger RNA. NCBI's taxonomy places the organism in Eukaryota, Metazoa, Rotifera, Eurotatoria, Philodinida, Philodinidae. The record is from the annotation of a GenBank genome assembly.
AUGUCAUUCAUUUCCUGGAAUUCUUGGAAUGAAAGUAACCUAGACCGCGUUAUUGAACAAUUUGAUCCACUGAGUUUUUUUGAAAUUCCAUCAACUUUGUUAAACAGUAAAGGUAUUAUUCGGUAUUCUAACGUGAAACCAGUAAAGUUAACUUGCAGUAAUUGGGAUUAUUAUACACCAUUCAAAGGUUGGAUAUGUUAUAGUUUGAGUGAUUCUACACAGAUAAACUCUGAAGAUUCUUCAGAUGAAUGGAUUGUUGGGUUUCAUGGAUUUACACGCGAUACACUACAAUCCUUACGAGCCACAGCUCAAAAGCGCUUAAAAAUCGGUUGUAACGUUGAUAAUGAGCGCUUCGCAAACUUCAAAGAUGUCGGACCUAAUGCACCAUUCUUUAAUCAAAGCACAUGUAGAAAGGGUAUACUUUUAACAUCAAAUCUUGAAUAUAUGGCAGACUGUAGACUAAUUGAACCAAUAAAAUAUAAUAAACAUUGCUUUAUACAAGUGGCAUUACAGUGUCAAGUUCAUUCCUUGAAGAUUCGAAUACCAGAAUGUUCAAGAUAUCGUUAUUAUAUUAUCAAUGAUCCAGCGUACGAUCAUCUAUUGGAACGAUUCAAACAAGUUCAACAUCUCAGGUUGACAUUCACGUUUUUGGAUACAAAUGAAUGUAAUAUUGUUAAGCAUUUCUCCUCAUUCUCGGCUCUUAAUUCACUCAUUAUUAAUCUUGAUACUGAUAGUGCAGAAUUAAAACUAAAAGAAAGGCUUGUACACAGUGUUUUUUGUCAACCCUUUCCUUUGCUUCAACGAUUAUAUAUAAAUGGAUAUCAUAUGGAAGCAGAAAUCAUGGAUAACGAGUUUACGUUUCGUUUUCCAUCUCUUCUCUAUGUGCAGGUAGACAAACUUGAUCAUUACUUGACUGUUCAGCUCUUGAAUCAAUGUCGUCAACUUUGUUCUUUCUCAGCUGAAAUUUAUCAUAGUGAAAUUUUUUCGCAUUCAACGUCUCAAUCAUCAAUGAAUUCUUCAGACAUGACUCAAUUUAGGAAAGCUGAUGUCACGGAGAAUUCGAAUAUUGAACUCGUUCCAAUCAGUACAACUCUCAUAGCUAUGACUGCGUUGAAUUUAAAAUGGUCUUCUUAUGAUGAUUUUAAUUGGUGGGAAAAUUUUCUUAAACAUUUAUUGUCAUGUUGUCUUAAUCUAUUCAGACUUUUUCUUGAUACUGUCUGUGUAGAAGGGAGAAAUUUACUUGAUGUAGAUUGGUGGACAGAUAUACUUCUUUCCAACAAGAAAUUGCAACAUAUUUCUCUUACUUUACAUUGGUCGACACGAAACUAUGAAUCAGAUUAUGAUAAACAAGUAGCUCGAAAAUUUCAAUCAUCAAUUUAUUUUAAUCAACUCAAAGCCAAUGUUACGCACAAUUUCUAUACUGAUUUUCCUUGGUUUCUAUAUGAUCUUUCUAUUAAAAACUAA